AUGGUGGAGAGAGUGGUACAGAGCGUAGAGAACGGCGAGUGGACGCCUAAGGAUGACAUUUUGCUCAUUAGCUCAUGGCUUAACACAAGUAAAGAUCCAGUGGUGAGCAAUGAACAACGGUCAGACGCUUUCUGGACAAGAAUAGCGGCUUACUUUGCGGCAAGUCGUCAAGAUGGUGGCUGCGAACAGAGAGAAGCUAGGCAUUGCAAGCAACGUUGGCACAUGAUCAAUGAUCUCGUGUGCAAGUUCUGUGGAGCCUACGAAGCUGCAAGCAGGGAGAAGACGAGCGGGCAAAAUGAGAAUGAUGUGCUGAAACAAGCACAUCAAAUAUUCUACACCAACCAUAAGAAGAAAUUCCUCCUUGAACAUGCUUGGAAAGAGCUGAGGUUGGACCAUAAGUGGUGUGAGCAAGCGUCUGCAAAAACCGAAGGAAGCUGA
Brassica oleracea var. oleracea is the source of this 438-nucleotide messenger RNA. RefSeq names its product glutathione S-transferase T3-like. The transcript has a single exon. The record is from RefSeq and is a predicted model, not a curated record. NCBI's taxonomy places the organism in Eukaryota, Viridiplantae, Streptophyta, Magnoliopsida, Brassicales, Brassicaceae. Bases 1 to 438 code for a protein of 145 amino acids.